Molecule: messenger RNA, 639 nt
Organism: Sorex araneus (European shrew)
Lineage: Eukaryota; Metazoa; Chordata; Mammalia; Eulipotyphla; Soricidae
Gene: KLRB1
Product: killer cell lectin like receptor B1
Exons: 6
Coding region: 1-639 (212 amino acids)
Source: RefSeq, a predicted model, not a curated record
AUGGACCAGGCAACAUAUGUUAAUUCAAACCCACGUAGGAAUUCUGGCCUUGAAAGUUCAUCUCCAUCUCCUCCUCAGAAUAUCUGCCAAAGUUUGUGCAAGCACCAAUUUCAACUGAAAUUUGGCUGUGCUUUGAUUAUUAUUAUUAUUAUUAUCCUGUUUGCAAUCAGGUUUAGUGUUUCAGUCACGUUAAGACAAAAAUCAUCAAUGGAAAAACAUGUUCUAGAGAGCAGGAAGAACACAACAGAACCGUGGAGACAGCAAGGACAGAAAUGCUUGACUUUUUCAUCCACAUCAGACUCUUGGAAGGCCAGUCGAUCCCACUGUUCUGGAAACGGAUCCACGCUACUGCUUAUUCAGGAUGAGAAGGAACUGAAUGAGAUACAAAAGACUAUGAAAGGGACAGGAAAAGUAUUUUGGAUUGGACUAUCAUUUUCAUCAUCAGAGAAGAAGUGGAAAUGGAUUAAUGAUUCUCUUUUAAAUUCUACUGGCCUGAAAAUUUUGGGUGAUGCUACGGAAAACAGCUGUGCUUCCAUUACAAAUAAGAAAAUUAUAUCUGAGAACUGCGAUGCAGAAAUUAAGUUUAUCUGCCAAAAGGAAUUAUAUCCUGUCAGCAAUGAAGUGUUUUCUAAUUCCUAG